Molecule: messenger RNA, 990 nt
Organism: Microthlaspi erraticum
Lineage: Eukaryota; Viridiplantae; Streptophyta; Magnoliopsida; Brassicales; Brassicaceae
Source: the annotation of a GenBank genome assembly
AUGAUAGAUGAUGGUGAACCGUUCAAGAGGAUAGCUGAUGGAAUAAUACUCCAUCCUUUUCACAGCCACAAUUUGCGACUUGAGAUCAGCAGAGCCUAUGAUGAAAAAAAGUAUUGUCAAGGGUGUGCUCUUCCAUUCUACGAAGGUCAAUCCUAUUCAUGCAUGGAAAUGGAAUGCGGAUUCAUCCUCCAUGAAUCUUGUGCAAGUGCUCCACGCAUGAAACGGCAUCCCUUGCAUCCACAUCCACUUACACUAAAAGUUGCCAUCAAGGGACGUGAUAAUGCUGAAGGUAUAUUCAGUUGUUCUGUUUGCUUUCGCCAGGGUAAUGGCUUCUUCUAUGAGCAUGAUACAGAAGAAAGAAACUUCCAGCUAGACUUACGGUGCGCCUCCAUCAACGAACCAUUUGACUAUCAAGCUCACAAACACCCGUUAUUCUUAGCUUCAAACCCAGAUAAGAUAAAAAAAUGUUUAAUGUGCAAAAAUGGAAGAAUCACCUUCCUAUUGGAAUGCAUGGAAUGCGAUUAUGUUAUAUGCUUCCGUUGCUCUACCUUCCCAUGCAAGGUACGGUAUAAGCAUGACGGUCAUUUUCUUACGAUCUGCGAUGGGGAAGAGGUAAGAGAUCAACCAGACUGGUGUGAAGCUUGCGAAGUUCAAAUAGUCGAAUAUGGGUUUCCAGGGCUUAAAAGAGAAAACUUUAAAUUUUUUUACAAAUGCAAUGAAUACUGCUGCACGGCUCUUCAUGUUGAAUGUUUAUUUGGGAACGACAUUUACAUGAAGCCUGGGAACACUAUAAAAGACUGCAUUGCACAGUGCACAUACUUUUCUGACUUUGACGGAGACAAAUGGGUAGAGUAUCAGAUUCUUCUCAACAAUUCUGUUUCCCGACCAUUUUGUAGUGAAUGCAUGGGCCGCUGUCCAUUCCCAAUAUUUUUCAAAGGGUACAACACAAUAUACUGCUCUUGGGUAUGUGUCCCCAUAGACCAUGACUGA